UAUUAACUCCCUUUGUCUCUUUUACUUGCUUCUCGUAAUCACUCUUUGCUCACAAACCGACUCAAGCACGCCAUCAACAAUGCAUUCCCCAACAUAUCACGGUAGCAGCAACAACAGCAACGAUAGCUCCUCCUCUGCCAUGCAACCUCCUACUCAGUACCAGAUCGGCGAAGACCGUCUAGACUAUUCGCACGACCCUGCCUGGAUUCAAUCCAAUUUCCUUGUCCAUUGCGACAAACCCUUUAACGCAGAGCCGCCGCUGCCAACCCUGGUUAAUGCCGGACCGAUCACACCCGCAGAUAUAUUCUUCAAGCGUAACCAUGGACCGAUUCCCGAUAUUGCACUGGAGCGCCAUCAGGUCUACAUCGGCCUUAAAACAGGAGUUCACCAUCACAGUGAGUUAUCAUCAUCUUCGUCUGAUAUUCACUGGAGGUCUCUCUCGAUGCAUGACAUCAUGACCAAGUGGCCGAAAACGACUAUCAGUGCAACGCUUCAGUGUGCUGGCAACCGACGCGACGGGCUUGCAGAGGUCAAGGAAGUCAAGGGUGUCAUUUGGAAGUCCGGCGCCGUCUCCACAGCAACCUGGUCAGGACCUCGACUUUGUGAUAUCCUCAACGACGUGGCCGACAUUCCAAAAGGAGAUAUUCACAGAAUGCUGCGCGACUUUCACGUAUCCUUUGAGGCUGAUGACCACGUUCAUGAAGAUGUUUGCUAUGGUAGUUCGAUCCCUCUUAGGAAAGUGAUGGAUCCAUUUGGGGAUGUCAUUCUAGCCUAUGAGAUGAACGGACAACCUCUGUCGCGAGAGCAUGGCUUUCCUAUCAGGGUGAUCGUUCCUGGCUUCAUUGGUGCCCGAUCUGUUAAAUUUCUGCAAAGAAUUGUGAUUCAGCCUAGUGAAUCAAAUUCCUUUUUCCAGCGACGGGACUACAAAAUCCUCGAUCCAACAAUAAAUCAUGAUAACGUGGAAGGUGCCUGGGACUCGGCACCAUCUUUAGGGGAGAUGAAUGUUCAAUGUGUGAUCUGCACCCCUACAGAUAAAGAGGUUGUUCCCUCAUCCAAGCCAGUGACCAUCAAAGGAUACGCUAUCUCCGGCGGCGGAAGAGGCAUCUACCGAGUCGAAGUCUCUGUCGAUGGCGGGCAAACAUGGGAACCAGCUAACAGGAUAGAGCAGAAGCCGGAUGAAUACAGUGGCAUGUUCUGGACCUGGGCACUAUGGGAAAAAACUGUCCCGGGGAUCGCUAAUUCGACGGUGAUCAUCGCUCGUGCAUAUGAUUCAAGUGGAAAUAUGCAGCCCGAAAACCCGAUCUGGAACUAUCGUGGAGUGAUGAACAACGCGUGGUUCCGCGUUCAUGCUAUGCAGGUCCCCCACAAUCGCAUGUAAAUAGUUUGUGUUGCAAAUAAAUCUGCAUCUGCAUAUCGAAUUAUGUGUGGGCGCUCUUCUAGCUCUUCG
Messenger RNA from Gamsiella multidivaricata, 1447 nucleotides. RefSeq names its product Oxidoreductase, molybdopterin-binding domain-containing protein. The record is from RefSeq and is a predicted model, not a curated record. Gene Ontology annotation, molecular function: oxidoreductase activity; molybdenum ion binding. The coding region runs from base 80 to 1378 and encodes 432 amino acids. Lineage: Eukaryota; Fungi; Mortierellomycota; Mortierellomycetes; Mortierellales; Mortierellaceae. Gene Ontology annotation, cellular component: mitochondrion. The transcript has 8 exons.